AUGCCGCCUCCAAUAUCCACAAUAAGGGCCCGUGGGUUAUUCGUGAUACCUCGGUAUCGGAACCAAUGGGUAUGCCCGUCCUGUCUGACUCAAUCCCGAAGACUCCAUGCCGAAGCAGCCAAAACACCCAACCAGUCAACCCCCCCACCUCUAGUUGGAAGAUCUCAGUCUGUGAAGUCUACAGUUAAGGGCAAAGAAAAAGAUAGCGAUAACUCAAAAUGGGAGGUUACAGUUGGAUUGGAGAUCCACGCACAGCUCAAUGCUUCUCGAAAACUCUUUUCUUAUGCUGCUACGUCUUUCAAUGCACCUCCUAAUAGUCGGGUAGCACCAUUUGAUGCUUCAAUACCUGGUAUACAGCCUAAACUCAACAUUCCCACAAUCGUACCCGCGAUCCGCGCUGCUGUCGCCCUGGACUGUCGGAUCAACCGCCGUAGCGCUUUUGACCGUAAACAUUACUUUUACAAAGACCAGCCUAAUGGCUAUCAAAUAACACAAUUUUAUCACCCUUUUGCGUCAGAUGGGAAGAUAGUAUUAAACGAACUGGAUGGUUUAGAUCCAUCCGAAGUCGUGGAAAUUGGAAUAAAGCAAGUACAGAUGGAGCAAGAUACUGCAAAAUCGAUAUUUCAACCUUCGACGGAGGAUACACCGGCAAGAACCCUCGUAGAUCUCAACAGAACCGGCUCAGCUUUGGUUGAGAUUAUUACCACACCAAGCCUUAAAUCCUCGAAGCAUGCGGCAGCAUGUCUAAAGAAAAUCCAAAGCAUCCUGAGGGCUUCUACAGCAGCUAUCGAUGGUAUGGAAAAGGGAGGAGUACGAUGUGACGUCAAUGUUUCCAUUCAAGGAAGGGGAUUGCCAGGGCUGGGAAGAAGGGUUGAGAUCAAAAAUUUGAAUAGUGUCAAGGCAGUACAAGAAAGCAUCGAAGCGGAAAUAAAACGACAGAUAGCAGUACGUGAAAGGGGCGGUGAAAUCGAAGGUGAAACUCGGGGUUGGGAUGCUGUUAAAGGAGAGUCGAGAAAACUGCGUAGUAAAGAGGGAGAAGUGGAUUAUAGAUAUAAACCAGACGCAGAGUUGCCACCCCUAAUAAUUGACGAAUCCCUCGUAAACCACAUCAAAUCGACUCUACCCCCAUUACCUGACCAGAUUAUUUUGGGGUUAAUGAACGAGCCAUUCGCCCUAACGCUCAAAGAUGCCCGCACCAUGGUCGACCUAGACGAUGGAGCAAGAGUGAAUUACUAUAGAUCGAUCUACGAGGAUUUAUCGGCUCGUCAAGACUUUAAACCAGGUUCGAAACAUUUAGGUAAAUUGGUAGGAAAUUGGACACUCCAUGAACUAGGAGGUAGACUGGCUUCCAGUUUUAUUGCAUGGUUGGACAAUCCGGUUACUACGGCUCAAAUGGCGGACCUCCUUUUCAACCUCCAAAAUGGAACUCUCACCGCAGGGAAUGCCAAACGGGUUCUGGACCAUCUUGUCACCUUUAAUGAUUCAAAUAUUCGUGUUGUAGAUCUAAUCGAGGAGUACGAUCUUGGAUCACGGUCUACUGAAGGGGAGGAUGAUGAAGGGCUCAUCCAGAUUGCGAACCAUAUUAUUUCCGAAUAUCCCGAGAAAGCAGAGCAGGUGCGAUCCGGGAAGAAGCCAAACCUCAAGAACUUCUUCAUUGGAAACCUGAUGAAGGCGACUGGAGGCAAAGUCGAUGUUCAGGCUUGCAAGCAGGUUAUUGAGAAGAUCUUUUCCGCAUAA
Orbilia oligospora ATCC 24927 is the source of this 1737-nucleotide messenger RNA. RefSeq lists its product as uncharacterized. The record is from RefSeq and is a predicted model, not a curated record. NCBI's taxonomy places the organism in Eukaryota, Fungi, Ascomycota, Orbiliomycetes, Orbiliales, Orbiliaceae. Gene Ontology annotation, biological process: mitochondrial translation; glutaminyl-tRNAGln biosynthesis via transamidation. The transcript is spliced from 4 exons. The coding region runs from base 1 to 1737 and encodes 578 amino acids. Gene Ontology annotation, molecular function: glutaminyl-tRNA synthase (glutamine-hydrolyzing) activity.